This is a messenger RNA of Triticum urartu, 827 nucleotides long. Its product is annotated as dirigent protein 21. The record is from RefSeq and is a predicted model, not a curated record. NCBI's taxonomy places the organism in Eukaryota, Viridiplantae, Streptophyta, Magnoliopsida, Poales, Poaceae.
GGGCAUCUCAUGCUUUGAGAACCAUCGGCCCCGCGCGCGCACCAACCUGUCAUGAUGAAAAGCACUUUCUAGUCGGCCAGUACUUGCGCGCCAUGGCCAUCCACCACAGCGUGCAGCUGAUGGCACUGGCCUCUCUGGCGCUCGUCGCCGCGGUGGCUCCAGCCACGACGCACCUCCGCUUCUACAUGCACGACAUCGUGACGGCGGAGGCGCCGAGAGCGGCCACGGCGGUGCGCGUCGUCAGGGGCCUGACGCCGCUGCCGAACGACCCCAGCAACCGCUUCGGCGACAUGUACACCAUCGACGAUGCUCUCACCGAGGGGCCCGGUGCGGCGUCGCCGGUCAUCGGGAGGGCGCAGGGGUUCUACCUCUUCGCGUCGCAGACGGACGCCGCGCUGCUGCUCAGCGCCAACUUGCUGUUCACGGCGGGGAAGCACAACGGCAGCGCCAUCGCCGUGUUCGCCAGGGACGCCAUCCUCGACACCGUCAGGGAGCUGCCGGUCGUCGGCGGCACCGGCGCCUUCCGCGGGGCUGCUGGAUACGGCCUGCUUCGGACGAAUACCUACAACGCCACCACCAACAACGCCGUGCUCCAGAUCGACAUGUACCUGCAGGUGUAGGCACAGCGCGUGCACGUACGUUUUUUUUCUUUUUGUAAAACUCCCUCUGCUGUCUUCGGCCAACUGCCUAGUAGGCGAUGUGAACUCCUCCCUGUAUAUGGAUGUGCGGUUUUCACUGUUGUCACUCCACCCAACUAUCAUACUAGUGAAAUGUGUAACUUCGUUUGUUGCUCUUACUAAAUACUAUAUGAAACAGUCGACGAGAAA